This is a messenger RNA of Oncorhynchus gorbuscha (pink salmon), 279 nucleotides long. Its product is annotated as MAPK/MAK/MRK overlapping kinase-like. The coding region runs from base 52 to 279 and encodes 75 amino acids. Gene Ontology annotation, cellular component: nucleus. The record is from RefSeq and is a predicted model, not a curated record. Gene Ontology annotation, biological process: mitotic DNA damage checkpoint signaling; protein phosphorylation. Gene Ontology annotation, molecular function: protein serine/threonine kinase activity; ATP binding. The transcript has 4 exons. NCBI's taxonomy places the organism in Eukaryota, Metazoa, Chordata, Actinopteri, Salmoniformes, Salmonidae.
AAAAGUGAAGACCUUCAUUGACUUCACCUCCAUGUUCUCGGGAAGUACCCCAUGCCAGAGAGCAGGAUCCACAACUACAUGUAUCAGCUCUGCAAGUCUCUGGACCACAUACACAAUCAUGGUCUCUUCCACCGGGACAUCAAACCAGAGAACAUUCUGAUUAAGCCCAGAGAGGAGUCACAUCGCCAGGCCUUGGACAGCUGUACCCCCCGGAUAGGACCAGUGGAGACCCAAAACACUGACUGCCUCACUACUCCCAGCCCCAUAAUACUGGUGUGA